Baudoinia panamericana UAMH 10762 is the source of this 2094-nucleotide messenger RNA. RefSeq lists its product as uncharacterized. The record is from RefSeq and is a predicted model, not a curated record. The transcript has 2 exons. Gene Ontology annotation, biological process: amine metabolic process. Lineage: Eukaryota; Fungi; Ascomycota; Dothideomycetes; Mycosphaerellales; Teratosphaeriaceae. Gene Ontology annotation, molecular function: copper ion binding; quinone binding; primary methylamine oxidase activity. The coding region runs from base 1 to 2094 and encodes 697 amino acids.
AUGGUGCUGGAACGACUGCAGCAGAUGGCCUCCCACAUAACCGGGCAGGCUGUCCAGCACCAUCCCUCUGAUCCCCUUAGCACUGAAGAGAUUGCUGCGGCAGUCGCGAUCGUCAGGCAAGAGUACUCUGACCUCUUCUACAACGCUGUCACAUUAUGGGAGCCACGGAAAAUGGAGAUGAUGAGGUGGUUGGCGUCUCCGAAGACCGCCCCUCGGCCGCACAGGGUAGCGGACGUUGUUGCAAUCGGUCGCGGAUCGAAGGUCUACGACGGCCUCGUGGACCUUGACGAGGGCAAGAUCGUGCGGUGGGAACUUACAGAGGGUGUACAGCCACUCAUAACUAUGGAAGACUUGCAGAUCGUCGAGUCAGUUGUCAGGAAGGACCCGAAGGUUAUUGAGCAAUGCGGCCUUGUUGGCAUUCCACCGCAGGACAUGCACAAAGUCUACUGUGAUCCGUGGACCAUUGGAUACGACGAGCGCUUCGGAUCUAGCGUACGGCUGCAGCAGGCAUUGAUGUACUAUCGCCCGCAUCCAGACGACAGCCAGUACACCUACCCGCUCGACUUCUGCCCGAUCUUCAACGCGGACACACAAGAGAUCAUCCACAUUGAUGUUCCGAAGGUUCGGCGGCCGUUGAACACCGCGCCUCCAAUCAACUACCAUGCGGAUGCUGUUGCAAAGGAUACUGGCUUUCGGAAUGAUCUGAAACCCAUCAAUAUUACGCAACCGGAAGGUGUCAGCUUCACUGUAGACGGCAGGACUCUAAGCUGGCAGAACUGGAACGUUCACGUUGGCUUCAACUAUAGAGAAGGUAUCGUGCUUUCGAACAUCACGUUCAAUGACAAGGGCAAUGUGCGCCCCGUUUUCUGGCGCAUGUCACUCGCGGAGAUGGUUGUACCGUACGGUAACCCGGAGCACCCACACCAGCGGAAGCACGCCUUUGAUCUAGGCGAGUACGGUGGCGGCUAUAUGACCAACUCGCUGGCUCUGGGCUGUGAUUGCAAGGGAGCGAUCCACUAUAUGGAUGCGGCGUUCGUCAACCGCGCGGGCGAGCCGCAAGUGAUCAAGAACGCAAUCUGCAUUCACGAGGAGGAUGCGGGCAUUCUCUUCAAGCACACCGACUUCCGCGACGAUUCGUGCACCGUCACUCGCGCUCGGAAACUCGUCGUCAGCCACGUCUUUACUGCUGCAAACUAUGAGUACUGCGUCUACUGGAUCUUCCAUCAAGAUGGCACGAUCCAGCUCGAGAUCAAGCUUACCGGUAUCCUGAACACCUACUCCCUCAACCCUGGUGAAUCUGCCGCUCCAUGGGGCACGGAAGUUUACCCCGGUGUGAACGCGCACAAUCAUCAGCACCUCUUCUGUCUGCGCCUGGAUCCGAACGUCGAUGGCCAAGCGAACACCGUCUUCCAGGUCGACGCCGUACAAGGAGAGGGCGCGGUCGGCAGUGAGGAAAACUUCUAUGGCAACGCUUUCUACGCGAAGAAGACAAAGAUGGCGACAAUGAGCACCGGUAUGAGUGAUUACGAUGGCUCGACGAGCAGGACGUGGGAGAUGGCAAAUACGAACAAGAUGAACCCUUACAGUAAGAAGCCGGUGUCGUAUAAGCUUGUCAGCAGAGAGGUGCCUAGCUUGUUGCCGAAGGAUGGCAGUCUCGUGUGGAAGCGAGCUGGUUUCGCAAGGCAUGCGGUGCAUGUCACCAAGUAUUCCGACGACCAACUCCACCCAGCCGGCCGCCACGUCCCACAAACCUCCGGCGAGCCGUCCCAAGGCAUCCCAGCUUGGAUCGCCGCAGAUCCAGAAGGCAACCUUGAUAACACCGACGUCGUCCUAUGGCACACUUUUGGCUUGACGCAUUUCCCAUCUCCCGAGGACUACCCCGUCAUGCCGGCAGAACCCAUGACCGUGCUUCUACGGCCGCGUAAUUUCUUCACGCAGAACCCGGCGUUGGACGUGCCGCCCAGCUUCUCGUCUACGCCUAGCCAGGUUGCGGCUGGUAAGACUGGCAUUAAAGCGAUUGUUGAUAAUCUUAGCCGGCUGGCGUUUGGUGGCAAGCAGGAAAAGGGUGGGAGCAAUGACUGUGGAUGUAAAUGA